UGUUGUAGGCAUUUAGGGUGGGCCUUUUUAUUUUUUAAAUUAAUUUUUUUAGAUUUCCCUCUUUCCCCAUUAAAUGUUUGAAGCUUUUUCUUUUUUACAAUUAAUUUCUUUAUUUAUUACUUCACUUUUAAUUUUAAAUAUUUUUUUAUUUAUUUUAAAUGUUUCUUUACGUUUAUUGAAAGAAAAGGAAAAUAAUAAAGUUGAUGAAAAUGGGAAUUUAAAAUUGAUGGCAAUAAUUGGCUCUGGAGGACAUACAACAGAAAUGCUUAAAUUGCUUAUUUCAACAAUUGACAGCAAUUUAUUUUCUGAUAGAAUUUAUGUAAUUGCUGAUUCUGAUAAAUUGAGUUAUACAAAAGUUUCUGAUUUUGAAAAACAAAUUGGAAAAAAUAAUUUUUUAACUUACAAAAUUCCAAGAGCCAGGAAUGUUGGACAAUCCUAUUGUUCUUCUAUUCUAACAACUUUAAUAGCUUCUUGGCAUUCUGCAAAACUUUUAAGGAUAACUAGCCCAGAUUUAAUACUUUGUAAUGGCCCAGCAAUUUGUUUACCAAUUUGUUUGUUUGCCCGUCUCUUCAAUUUUUUAAGAAUAAAAAGAAUUAAAAUUAUUUUUGUCGAGUCAAUAUGUAGAGUCCAAACACUUUCACUUACUGGACGUAUUCUUUAUCAUUUAAAUAUACCCGAUGCUUUUCUUGUUCAAUGGCCUUCUUUAAAAGAGAAAUACAACAAAACUCAAUUUAUUGGCCGUCUUGUCUAA
Molecule: messenger RNA, 751 nt
Organism: Meloidogyne enterolobii
Lineage: Eukaryota; Metazoa; Nematoda; Chromadorea; Rhabditida; Meloidogynidae
Source: the annotation of a GenBank genome assembly